Messenger RNA from Dreissena polymorpha, 7004 nucleotides. RefSeq lists its product as uncharacterized. The transcript is spliced from 2 exons. Lineage: Eukaryota; Metazoa; Mollusca; Bivalvia; Myida; Dreissenidae. The record is from RefSeq and is a predicted model, not a curated record. Bases 54 to 5537 code for a protein of 1827 amino acids.
UCGAAGACACCGAAAUAACAUUAAUAGAAAAUCAACAAGAUUCAUCCACUGAAAUGGAAUCAGCAAUUGAGGCACAGUCUUUUAUGGGUUUCGAAAUCAAGUCGUCUGAAGCCAGUCUUGCUAGGCAAAUUGAGAAAUCCGAAAUAGUUACACGACCUACAAUCGAAGACACAGAAAUGACAUUGCAAGAAAAUCAACAAUAUUGUACUUCGGAAAUUGUGUCACAAAUAGGGAAACAGUCAUCAUCUCUGAGUAGCGAAUUGAAAUCGUCUGAAAACAAUCUGUCUGCGCACAUUAAGACAUCCGCAAUAGAUGCACGACGUACAAUCGAUGACAGAUUAAUGGAAGUAAAAGAAAAUCAACAAGAUUGUACUACGAAAAUUGUGUCACAAAUAGGGAAACAGACAUCAUCUCUGAGUAGCGAAUUGAAAUCGUCUGAAAACAAUCUGCCUGCGCUCAUUGAGAACUCUGCAAUAGAUAACCGACGUACAAUCGAGGACACAGAAAUGGCAUUACAAGAAAAUCAACAAGAUUGUACUACGGAAAUUAUGUCACAAAUUAGACAACAGACAUCAUCUCUGAGUAGCGAAUUGAAAUCGUCUGAAACCAAUAUUGCUGCGUACAUUGAAAAAUCCGAAAUAUGUACCCGAAGUACAAUUGAAGACACAGAAAUGGCAUUAAAAGAAAAUCAACAAGAUUGUACUACGGAAAUUGUGUUCCAAAUUAGGCAACAUACAUCAUCUCUGAGUAGCGAAAUGAAAUCUACACGACGUGCAAUCGAAUCUCUUUGUAGAAAAACAGAUCAUCACAUUGCCGUGGCAAAACAUGUCAAUGUAGAUUUUUCAAAUAACAAAGACAGCGAGAAUAGAACAUCGACGAGCAAAGACGAACCCCUAACAAAAUGCCAGGAUGUUCGUGAAAGGUUAAUACAGUUCUAUACGACGACGAAGAAAACUGUGUCUGUUUCACCACUAAGGGAGAGUCGUGACAAACCUAUCUGGGAUGUCUUUGUGCAACCGAAAUUGAGCAACGUAACAAUUGAGAAAGAUGGAACUCGGAAGAAAACGGAAAACCCGGUACACCAAUACAAAGCCUUAUUUUACAAAGACGAAAAGCUAAAUAGCCGUGUAUAUGUUCAAGGAGAACCGGGGAUGGGGAAAACUACAUUCCUCACUAAACUGGCUCUUGACUGGUGUGACGCAGUGUCUGAGCACAAUCCUGCUUACAAGGCUACAUUUAGUGAUGCCGAUACAUUGAAGGAGUUCCAGUUUCUCUUUCAAAUAUCACUAAGAGAUGCAACGGACCAGCGUGAUGUUAUAGAGAUGAUCAAAACACAACUAAUCGACAUGAUUUACACUGGUGAUAAACGUGAAGAGACCGUUAAGCUUUUACCACAUAUUCUGGAACGAGAGAAGUACAUCGUGACCAUGGAUGGGCUUAAUGAAUGGGUUGAUCGUUUAAAUAAAUGCGUUUUACCUUUACUUCCAAAAUUUCAUACACAGUGCGUAUCUGUUAUUGCAUCACGGCCAUGGAAAAUGGCUGAUGAGCGAAUAAAAGAUUCCGAAAUUAAUAGUUUAAUAGAAAUUGAAGGAAUAAUUGAUCCGCAAGACCUAGCAAAGAAAGUAAUAAACAGUCUCCAAACAGGUAAUGUAAAUACACACUCUGAAUUCAUUAAGUACGUUAAAGAACGUGAAUUGAUGCAUUUGUUGACGUCACCCUGGCUGCAUACUCUGUUAGUCAAUUUGUGGAUGAACAAGAUGGCAUUGAGUAGUUCGUUGUGUGAAAUAAAUUGUAUUUUACUUGACAUACUUUUCAAGAAUGCACAUGGGAAAAAGGGAUAUUUUCAAAAAGGGAAUUCGUUUCGGUGUUUAUCCAAUACACGUUUUAUUCAGCGGCAGAUCGAUAUUUUUGAUGCGCUUGCGAAUGCUGCGUUUAACUUUACGUUUUCAUCGAGCAAAUCCUUGGUCUUCACCGAGCGGGAAUUAUUAAAUUUCCUGUCAGAAGAUCAGUUGGAAUUUUGCCUCCAUGCUGGUGUUUUAACGAAAAGAUACAGCUUUAUUGUAACAGAUCAGGAUGCACAGUUUUCAUUCAUACACGAGACAGUACAGGAAUUUAUGGCUGCCUUUCAUAUCGCAAAUUCCAAGCAAGACUUCAUAACACAGUUCCGAAUUGGAUUUAAACAUAAUGUAUUAGAAAUGAGCCAGAUAAUAAUUUAUCUAUGUGGACUUGACUGUAAAACAGCUAAUAAGCUGAUUCAUUGUCUGGUUGACGGCGAGUUCCUCAAAGACAUAAGCCAUGGAAUGAGAAUAUACAUUAAGGGAUUUUAUAAUCAGCAACAUUUCAGGAAGACAGCCGAACGCAUAGAAAACGUUUUGAAAUCAAAACAUAAUCAAAUGGAUUCCAACGCACGUUGCUUCUUACUAUCAGUUUUGUUUCAGCGCAUGAUCAUCGCUGGAUGCAUUGAAGCCAAGGCGAGCGGUGAAAAGGAACUUUGCCUGAAUUGUAGGGACUUCACAUUUAAUACAAAUCUUACUGAGUCCGAUUCAAAUGCGUUAAAACUGCUUUUAUUGUACAACAGGUCAGAUGUGCGGUCACUUAUUUUAGAAAGUAACUGUCUUCAAAUAAGCGAAAUAUUGGCAGUCAUACACAAAUCCAAACAUUCUCUUGUAAAUGUUAAGAUAACAAUGACACCGGAAAUAAGUAAAGCAAUACAUCAUUCGAGCAUACAGGAGCUGAACUGUAUCGGACAAUUUGACGUAUCAUCAUGUUCCUGUGUUCUUCCGUCCCUGUCUCAAUUAACGUAUUUAAGAAUGGAAGACACAAGCUUUUUGGAAGACAUAGUUCUACCUGACACAAUACAACAAAUAGACUUGUCAAAAUGCGAAUGUUCAUUUGAAUGGCUGUGCAGCUUGUUGAUCACGCUCUCUUCAUUAGACCAUCCUGUCGAGUGUAAGCUGUGGAAUGUUGUAUUGCAGUCAAGUGAAGGAGACGAGUCACAUACACAUGCAUCGGAAUUGCGAUCUGAAAUACUGUCACAAAACAUGUCCAAUAUUGAGAUAUUCGUGGAAAAUGGCAGUAAGGAACUGUUUGAACUAUUACGUGAUACAAGUAUAGGGAUCCUUAACCUGUCGACGGCUGAUUGUGCCUCAUUAGCAUCAGAGAUUCUUCACACGCUCAACAGGCUAACGAAGCUUUUUUUGUGGGGGAUCUAUACGGGUCGAUGUGAUCUCAAGCUGCCUGCUUCAUUGCAGUGUAUAAGUCUUCAGGAAGGCGUAUGUUCAUCUGAGUGGUUGUGCAGCUUGUUGAUUACGCUCUCUUCACUAGAUCGUCCUGUCGAGUGUGAUCUGUGGCAUGUUGUAUUGCAGUCAAGUGAAGAAACCCGUGGAGACGAAUCAGAUGCAAAUGUAUCGGUCGUGCGAUCUGAAAAACUGUCACAUGACCUGUCCAAUAUUGCGAUAUCUGUGGACAAUGGCAGUAAAGAACUGUUUGAACUAUUACGUGAUACAAGUAUAGGGACCCUUAACCUGAUCACGGCUGAUUGUGCCUCAUUAGCGUCCGAGAUUCUUCACACGCUCAACAGGCUAACUAGGCUCUAUUUGUGGGGGAUCUAUACGGGUCGAUGUGAUCUCAAGCUGCCUGCUUCAUUGCAGUGUAUAAGUCUCCUGGAAGGCGGAUGUUCAUCUGAGUGGUUGUGCAGCUUGUUGAUCACGCUCUCUUCACUAGAUCGUCCUGUCGAGUGUGAUCUGUGGAAUGUUGUAUUGCAGUCAAGUGAAGAAACCCAUGGAGACGAAUCAGAUGCAAAUGUAUCGGUCGUGCGAUCUGAAAUAGUGUCACAUGACCUGUCCAAUAUUGCAAUAUCUGUGGACAAUGGCAGUAAAGAACUGUUUGAACUAUUACGUGAUACAAGUAUAGGUACCCUUAACCUGAUCACGGCUGAUUGUGCCUCAUUAGCGUCCGAGAUUCUUCACACGCUCAACAGGCUAACUAGGCUCUAUUUGUGGGGGAUCUAUACGGGUCGAUGUGAUCUCAAGCUGCCUGCAUUACUGCAGUGUAUAAGUCUCCUGGAAGGCGGAUGUUCAUCUGAGUGGUUGUGCAGCUUGUUGAUCACGCUCUCUUCCUUAGGUCGUCCUGUCGAGUGUGAUCUGCGGAAUGUUGUAUUGCAGUCAAGUGAAGAAACCCGUGGAGACGAAUCAGAUGCAAAUGUAUCGGACUUGCGAUCUGAAAUACUGACGCACGACCUGUGCAAUAUUCAGAUAUCAGUGGACAAUGGCAGAAAAGAACUGUUUGAACUAUUACGUGAUACAAGUAUAGGGAUCCUAGACCUAAGAACGGCUGAUUGUGCCUCAUUAACGUCCGAGAUUCUUUACACGCUCAACAGGCUAACUAAGCUCUUUUUGGCGGGGACCUAUACGGGUCGAUGUGACCUCAAACUGCCUGCUUCAUUACAGUGUAUCAUCCUGCCGAAAGUCAAAUGUGCACCUGAGUGGUUGUGCAGCUUGUUGAUCAUGCUCUCUUCAUUAGAUCGUCCUGUCGAGUGUGAGCUGUGGGAUGUUGUAUUGCAGUCAAGUGAAGAAACCGGUGGAGACGAAUCAGAUGCAAAUGUAUCGGUCGUGCGAUCUGAAAUACUGUCACAUGACCUGUCCAAUAUUGUGAUAUCAGUGGACAAUGGCAGUAUAGAACUGUUUGAACUAUUACGUGAUACAAGUAUAGGGACCCUUAACCUGAUCACGGCUGAUUGUGCCUCAUUAGCGUCCGAGAUUUUUCACACGCUCAACAGGCUAACUAAGCUCUAUUUGUUGGGGACCUAUACGGGUCGAUGUGAUCUCAAGCUGCCUGCUUCAUUACAGUGUAUCAUCCUGGCGGUAGUCAAAUGUACACCUGAGUGGCUGUGUAGCUUGUUGAUCACGCUUUCUUCAUUAGAUCAUCGUGUCAAGUGUGAGCUGUGGGAUGUUGUAUUGCAGUCAAGUGAAGAAAUCCGUGGCGACGAAUCACAUACGUAUGUAUUUGACUUGCGAUCUGAAAUACUGUCACAUGACAUGUCCAACAUUGAGAUAUUAGUCAACAAAGGCAGUAAGGAACUGUUUGAGCUAUUACGUGAUACAAGUAUAGGGAUCCUUAACCUGCCGACGGCUGAUUGUGCCUCAUUAGCAUCAGAGAUUCUUCACACGCUCAACAGGCUAACGGAGCUUUUUUUGUGGGGGAUCUAUACGGGUCGAUGUGAUCUAAAGUUGCCAGCUACAUUGCAGUGUAUACGUCUGCAGAACGGCCGAUGUUCAUCUGAGUGGCUGUCCAGUUUGUUGGUCACGCUGUCUUCAUUAAACCAUCCUGUCCAGUGUGUGCUGUUUGAUAUUGUAUUGCAGUCAAGUGAAGAAACCCGUAGAUACGAAUCAGAUUCACAUGCAUCGGACUUGCGAUCAGAAAUUCUGUCACAUGACCUGUCCAAUAUUGAGAUAGUAGUGAAAAAUCUCAGUGCGGAACUGUUUGAACUAUUACGUGGUACAAGUAUCGGGAGUCUAAUGUUGCUAAUUGUUCAUUGAAAACAGUUAUUCAAACAAAGUUGAGCAUGUUGAAAAAGAUUUAUUAACUUUGAACUUAUUUGACACGCUUUGAAUAUGACUUACCACAAUCCCCACAGUUCAUUAAUUUCAAAGAAGGCAAGUGCUCAUUGGAAUGGUUCUAUAGUGUCUUAAUCAAACUGUCUACAAUAAAACACCGUGUGCAAAUAGACGUAGAGAACUGCUUCGUGAUAUCGAGUAAUAAAACAUGUUCAUUCAAAAGAUGACGUAAUGCAACGGAAAUAUUUAACCAAAGAUAAAACCGAUGUUAUUGAUAGGUUGAUUACAAAUGUGUCUGAUCUAUCUGUACAGUCAAAUAUGUUGUCAUGUGACAUGUCGAACAUUGAACUUCGCAUCUUCAAAUUUCAUAAGGAGCGGUUUGAAAUGUUGCGAGAAUCGAGUAAAAGAAGUGUGCAGUUCAAGGCUUUUGACGAUGUUUCAUUGACAUUUGUGACACAAAACACGUUGACCGCGUUUAAAAAAUUCAAAUAAAAGUGACUUACUUGACUGAUUUUAAUCACGCAUUACCACCGGCCCUUCAAUUGAUGAUUUUACAAGAAGGAUUCUGUUCAUCAGAUUGGAUGUACAGUUUGUUGAUACAACCUUCAACGCUUAAUCAUUCAGUGCGCGUCUACUUAAAUGAAUACGUCGUUUAACAGAGGCGAGAGUCGAGUGAAAAAUACCCCGAUCCGCUCAUGCGAGGUGCAAAUUUGUCAAGUGUUAAGUUGGAAGUAUUUAAGGAUUGUCAUGGUUUGUAUGAAACUGUACCCAUAAUGCAAACAACCAGUCUGAACAUGACGAAAAUAGAACACGCCGACCUGCUGUCACAGACACUGCCUCUUCUCACCCACUUGCAGCAUCUAAGGGUAUGUUUGAAGAAAUAUGAUAUGGAGAUGAAACUGCCGGAAUGUAUCAAGUAUGUGUUUAUAAUUUAUACAACAUUGUCCCCAUCAUCACUGCACCAUUUCGUACAGAAUAUGUCUUCUACCAAACAUAGUGUACAGUGUAAACUGUUGUUCCGUGUAGAGGAGAACAAUGAUGAAUAUACGAGACUCAAGCAAAACUGUUGUAAAUUAAAAUCAGUUGAUGUUCAACAGUUUGAAGUUGUAAACAAACAGGGUACUGUUCUUAGCGCUGCUGCUCUUACACUUUCUGCUACUGCUGGUGAUGGCGAUGACAACGAUGAUAAACGAUUACUCUGACUGGAGAGUUACGUUGAUUCGAAACCGUGGAUUCACUAUUGUAAAAUUCGUCUGAACAUUUCGUGCACAGAUGACUUCGAAACCAUUCAGUCGCUAUUUUAAAAUAAGUCUCAACAUUUUGUACACAGUUACCUGUGCGAUUUCAAAUUCGUUUGUUAUUUGAUCGCUUUUUGUAGCAAUUUAAAAUGGACACACAGGUGUGAAACAUAUUGUGUAAAAUAUUAUUUUCUAGUUAUAAAGUCUGUAU